AUGGCAGCUCUUCGCCCUCGUCCUUGGCGUGUGCUGCAGAGUAUCCAAUAUGCGACAUCCGCAUCGACAUCCACAUCCCAAGUCUUGCGUGCACAUGUCCUGCCGCAGCUCCUCCGCCCCGUUCCACAACGCGCUAUAAGUUACAGCGCAACACGCACCCAAAACGCCAGCACUGCCACCAACAGCACCGUCAAGCCAGUCCCAUCAAGUCAGCCACGCACCUCAGCCUCCCCCUCCGCAACCACCGAGCCCCGGAACCGCCCCACAACCGACAACAUCUCCAAGAGUGGGCUCGGCGACAAGCCGCUCGAGCUCGAGGCACAGGAAGACAAGAUCGACUGGACCCGUUCUUUCCAUGGCCUCUCUGCGGAGCCCUUCCCCAAAGAAGCAGCCGAAAUCCUUCUUGCCGACACUGACCCGCAAGAAGUUGAGAUCAAGCCCGAUGGCAUCGUCUACCUGCCCGAGAUCAAGUACCGGCGCAUCCUGAACCGCGCCUUCGGGCCCGGCGGUUGGGGCCUCGCCCCGCGCGGCGAGAGUAUCGUCACCCCAAAGACCGUGACCCGCGAGUAUGCGCUUGUGUGCAAUGGACGACUUGUCUCCGUGGCGCGCGGUGAGCAAGACUACUUCUCGCCAGACGGGAUCCCGACCGCGACCGAGGGUUGCAAGUCGAAUGCACUGGUGCGGUGCUGCAAGGACCUCGGCAUUGCGAGCGAGCUGUGGGAUCCCCGGUGGAUCCGAAAGUUCAAGGCGCAGUAUACGCGGGAGGUUUUUGUCGAGCAUAUCGUGAGCAAGAAGCGGUCGAAGAUCUGGGUGCGGAAAGAUGAUCCAGUGAGCUAUCCGUGGAAGGAAUCUGGAAGCAAGUAG
Messenger RNA from Penicillium macrosclerotiorum, 864 nucleotides. Its product is annotated as putative mitochondrial genome maintenance protein Mgm101. Gene Ontology annotation, molecular function: single-stranded DNA binding. Gene Ontology annotation, biological process: interstrand cross-link repair; recombinational repair. Gene Ontology annotation, cellular component: mitochondrial chromosome; mitochondrial nucleoid. NCBI's taxonomy places the organism in Eukaryota, Fungi, Ascomycota, Eurotiomycetes, Eurotiales, Aspergillaceae. The record is from RefSeq and is a predicted model, not a curated record. The transcript has 2 exons. The coding region runs from base 1 to 864 and encodes 287 amino acids.